Molecule: messenger RNA, 1134 nt
Organism: Candidozyma auris
Lineage: Eukaryota; Fungi; Ascomycota; Pichiomycetes; Serinales; Metschnikowiaceae
Exons: 1
Coding region: 1-1134 (377 amino acids)
Cellular component (GO): mitochondrion
Molecular function (GO): protein-containing complex binding
Source: RefSeq, a predicted model, not a curated record
AUGUUACGCGCAAAUGUUAGGGCGCCCGUCCGCUCCUUGUACACCUCUGUGUUGGAGUCCGACAUCAACAUUACUCGUAAUGGAAAAGUCAAUAUUGCCAGUGGUCCCGGUGGCCGCUCCUCAAGAACUGGCUACACCGCUACUGUGUUUGGUGCCUCUGGCUUUUUGGGUCGUUACCUCACGUCCAAGUUAGCUAGACACGGCACCACCACCGUUGUUCCAUUUAGGGACGACUUGAAGAAGAGAUUUUUAAAAGUGACUGGUGACUUGGGUGUGGUGAACUUUGUGGAAUUCGAUGGCAGAAACUUGCAAUCGAUUGCCGAGUCCGUGCAACACUCCGAUAUUGUUUUCAACUGUAUUGGUGCUGACUACAACACCAAGAACUUUUCGAUGGCUGAUGUCAACAUUGAACUUACCAGACGCAUUACUGAGGCUGUCAAGGAAGCGGGUAACCCAAGAUACGUUUAUGUUUCCUCUUACAAUGCCAACCCAGCGUCUGACUCUGUAUUCUAUGCUACCAAAGGUAUUGCUGAGCAGGUGGUGAGAGACAUCUUACCUGACUCGACGAUCGCUAGACCAGCUCCAAUGUUCGGUCGUGAAGACAAUUUAUUGAACUACUUAGGUCCAAAAUUGAAGAUGUGGAUUCCCAACAGAAAUGAAAAGGAAAUCUACCCAGUCCAUGUUCUCGACGUUGCUCACGCCCUUGAAAGAAUCGGUUUUGAUGACUCCACUGUCGGCCAGACGUUCGAGUUGUAUGGUCCAGAGAAGUUGACCUUCAGAGAGAUCAGAGAAAUGAUUCAUGGUAUCACUCAGGACUUCUCUCAGGUUGGUCCUUUCUCUUACAGCUUUGCCGACUACAAGAUUCCUUUGGCAGUAGCCAAAUUUGUCGCUCAAAUGAAGCAAUUUUUGUACUGGAAGCAGACCAACCCAGACCAGAUUCAGAGACACUUGAUCAACCAGGUCAUUGAUCCUAACGCCAAGACAUUCGCUGACUUGGGUAUUGAUAAGAGAGACCAGUUGGCCGAUGUCUUGUUCUCUUACGUGAGGCACUGGAGACAUCCAUUGAUCGCCCAACAGGGUGCUCCAUCGAAAAAGGAAUUGGCCAGAUUGCGUGAAGUGGAGCACUUCACCUAA